UAACAUGUGCAUUCAUAACUAACUGUCUAACUACGCAUUAGUCAAUAACCAUUCCUUAGUUUUCAUAUUUAUCUAUUUAUUUUAUUGUUCUUAAGGGCCUAUAUGGCUCCAGAGUAUGCAACGCGUGGGUGUUUGACUCCUUUGGCAGACGUUUAUAGUUUUGGAUUGGUGGCCCUAGAACUUGUUAGUGGAAAACCCGUCAGGCAGAGCUUUGCCGACGAUCCCAAUAUAUCCGUUUUUGAUAAGGCAUUUGUUCUAAAAGAUAUGAAAGGAGACCUACUAGAUCUGGUUGAUCCAGACCUUGGGAAUGAGUACUCUCCUGAAGAAGCAUUGCGUAUUUUAAAUGUGGCCAUCUUAUGCAUGGGGUCAUGCCCCCCCCCCCCCCCUCAGACCAACCAUGCGUGA
Messenger RNA from Helianthus annuus (common sunflower), 405 nucleotides. Its product is annotated as probable LRR receptor-like serine/threonine-protein kinase At1g53440. The record is from RefSeq and is a predicted model, not a curated record. The transcript has 2 exons. Lineage: Eukaryota; Viridiplantae; Streptophyta; Magnoliopsida; Asterales; Asteraceae. The coding region runs from base 103 to 405 and encodes 100 amino acids.